This is a messenger RNA of Dovyalis caffra, 401 nucleotides long. Lineage: Eukaryota; Viridiplantae; Streptophyta; Magnoliopsida; Malpighiales; Salicaceae. The record is from the annotation of a GenBank genome assembly.
AUGAAAAUUAGUUUUGUAACGUGGUGGCAAACCCUAGCCUCCAUCACUAACAUGGUGGCGAGUGGAGCUCCUAUGGGGGACGAGAUUAUGUUCCAACCAACAUCCACCUCCUUCCCUCCUUUACCCCACUCACCCAUUGUUGUUCCAAUAUCCCCUCUAGAAAAAAUUCUACCACAAAAAGAUGAUAUACCAAAACCCUUCUAUCCAACCUCCUCAAAAAAGAAAACCCGAGUCUCACAUUGCUUCCCACAAUUUCAUAUAUCUUAUAAGCCUCCAACCACACAUGAAGGAAAGCCAACAAUGGAGUUCUCGAAAAUAGACUCGAAACAAUCAUCUAAACUAUUUAAGAGGGUUAGGCUACCUCGAAUUUUAAAUCGGACCGGAUUUGAUGGGGAGACAAG